GAGGACCGGGCUGGACCAGGCCAGCGACCCGCAGGGAGGCACGAGCGAGUUCGGGGGAAGAGGGUUGGGCACCGAGGGGCGCGGGGAAAGCCCGGGAGGAGCCGAGCGCCGGCCCUCGCAGCCGCCUCAGCAGUUCCGGGUCAGCGCAGCCCGUCGAGGCCGUACUCCGCCGCCCCGCUGAGGCAUAAAGAAGGUGAACAAAAAAGGGAGAAGGAGACAAAGUAGAAUGUCAGGCAACAAAGAAAGGAAGAGUCAAGGAGUUCCUGAAGAAGCUCUGGCUAACCAAGGCACAUCUUCAUUAACUGAUGCUGUAGAACAAGUUGCAAAGCAACAACAAUCACAAACAUCAGAAAUAGAAAAAAACAAAAAAGUUCUGUUCCAUUUGCAGAAUGAACUCCAUAAGCUUGAAAAACAAAUAGCAUCUGUCUCUGCAGAAACUAAAGAAACAGAAAGGCAGAUUUAUCAGCAAGAUGCUGCCAUAGAGCAUGCCAAACUUCAAUGUGGGAACCUGGAAACUCAAAUCAAAUCCUUACAUACAGAAAAUGUCAAGCUUAAAUUUGACAUAGAAGCAGCCCAAGAAGACUUUGAGGAACACAUGAUAAGAUAUAAUGAAUAUUAUGCAAAAAUAAAAGAGCAUAAAGAUAAUUUGGGGGAGGUAGAAAGCAAAUGGUCAUUCAUGACUGCACUACAUGAAAAACGAGAUCUUGUUAAAAAACUAAAAACAACGAAAGAGGAACUUAUGCAAAAUCUCCAAAAUCCAGACGGAAAUCGCAUAAAAGAAGUACAGGAAGACAUUACAAAGUUAAAGGAUAAAAUUAUAACUGUAAAAGAAUCUAUCACUGAAAAAACUUGUUUUCUUGAAGAAGAAAAAAAGACACAUGAAAAAUUAAGAAAAGAAAUAGAGGUGCAACAUAAGAGAUAUGGUGCAAUUCUUAAGCGUUUGCAUUGUCAGGUGAACAAGCUUCAGUCAAAUAAAAGACAAUGGCAAUGGAACAUUCACCAACUGGAAAAAACUGCAGCUGAACUAAGAAAACGCAUUGGAAUGAAAGAUUAACAUGGCCAA
Messenger RNA from Neomonachus schauinslandi (Hawaiian monk seal), 1063 nucleotides. It is a transcript of the gene CCDC122, whose product is annotated as coiled-coil domain containing 122. The coding region runs from base 227 to 1054 and encodes 275 amino acids. The record is from RefSeq and is a predicted model, not a curated record. The transcript is spliced from 6 exons. Lineage: Eukaryota; Metazoa; Chordata; Mammalia; Carnivora; Phocidae.